This is a messenger RNA of Closterium sp. NIES-65, 717 nucleotides long. Lineage: Eukaryota; Viridiplantae; Streptophyta; Zygnematophyceae; Desmidiales; Closteriaceae. The record is from the annotation of a GenBank genome assembly.
AUGUCGCUCUACAUUUUUCCCGGUCGCCUUCCUCUCUCGCGCUUCGCCUAUCCUUCUCCUGCCGCCUUCCUUUCUCCCGUCGCCCUCCUCUCUCCCGUCGCCCUCCUCUCUCCCGUCGCUUAUCCUCUCUCCCGUCGCCUUCGCUCUCCCGUCGCCUUCGCGCUCAUUCUCCUGUCGCCUUCGCGCUCUCUUACCCGUCUCCUCCGUGCUCUCUUUCUCGACGCCUCCGCGCUCUCCCUCCCGUCGCCUUUGCGCUCUCUCUCCCGUCGCCUUCGCGCUCUCACUCCCGUCGCCUUCGCGCUCUCUCUCCUAUCGCCUUCGCGCUCUCUUACCCGUCUACUCCGCGCUCUCUUUCUCGUCGCCUCCACGCUCUCCCUCCCGUCGCCUUCGCGCUCUCUCUCCCGCCGCCUUCGCGCUCUCACUCCCGUCACCUUCGCGCUCUCACUCCUGUCGCCUCCGCGCUCUCUUUCCCGUCGCCUCCGCGCUCUCUCCCUUCCCCGCUUGUCGUUCUUCCUCUGUUUGCUCCCCUCUUGUCGUUUUCCCUCUCACUCCUCCCCUCCCGACGUUUUUCCUCUCUCCCCUAAAAGUCCCAUCUCUCGUCGCCUUUGCGCUCUCCCUAUUGUCGCAUGUCUCCUCUCCCUCCCGUCGCAUGCGCGCUCUCCCUCUUGUCCCCUUCGUCCUCUCUCUCCCGUCGCCUACGCGCUCUCCCUGUUAUAG